Molecule: messenger RNA, 1069 nt
Organism: Peromyscus maniculatus bairdii (prairie deer mouse)
Lineage: Eukaryota; Metazoa; Chordata; Mammalia; Rodentia; Cricetidae
Source: RefSeq, a predicted model, not a curated record
GGCUUGGGAAGGAGGAGGUGCUGAAUAGCUUCUUCUAUGUUCCUAGAGAGGCUCCAAGAAAGUGAACCUGGGCUUCUGGUCAGUUAAGGGAGAACCAGUUAACAGGGUGGCAAAGGCUGUUCCCCAUGACAUCAGCAGUCCCUUCUCUGGACAUUCUAUUGUAUCCUGGAGAGCUCAUGGCAUCCCGUGAUGUCACCAGUGUUGUAGCGACAUCAACUGCCUCAGGGCAUCCUUCAGUGCCUACAGGGUAGAGCAUAGUCAUGCUGCUGGCAAGACUGAGGGGUCUCCUUGGAAGAGAGAAUGGAGAACAUCCAGAGAACAGAGAGAGAUGGAAGGAGGCUGGCCUUGAGUCUCAGAGGAAAACAACCAAAAAGGGUUUCUGGGGAAGGCACAAGGCUGCUAUGGAGACCGCAUCCCGCACAACCCUCCUCACCAAGAAAGGGAUGAGGAAGGAGAUGCAGAGGCUGAACAUGGAACUUCAGGUGGUGACAAGGGAGAGAAAUGAGCUGCGUGAUCAAGUAUUCUUCAUCAGGAAAGGACCCGUGCACAAUAGGCCAAAUACUUGGUAUGAAGAUCUGAAGAUGGAGCAUGAGGAGGUCAUGACUGACCUACAGAGAUUGCAGAAUGAGAACAAGGAGGCUUCAGAGAAGGUGGAUGAGCUUGCCAACCUGACAGUCUUCUAUCGUGGUCUGCACAGCCAGGUCCUCAUGGAACAUACUCAGCUUAAGGACCAGGUAGCCAUGCUGAGGCAGGAGAACCAGAAUCGGAGAGAGGAUUGGGUCCUGCUGAAGAUCCACUUGAAGGCAUUGAAAUUGAUCUGUGAGGACCGAGAAGAAGAGACCAGUGACCUCCAGAGCCAGCAACAACAGGCAUUUGAAAGAUUGGAGGGAAGCCUACAGGUCCUGAUGAAACAGAAGGAGAUGAUCACUCAGGAAAAGGACUUGGCAGAAAAGCUGCAGCAUCACUUUGAGGUCUCCAAAAUGAGGUAGGAAACGAGGCUGGGGGAGCAGGUGGAGCCAAGUGGGUACAUUCUACCUGGGAUCACUGUCAUUUAUGGGAUCCUGCUCAA